Messenger RNA from Oppia nitens, 1153 nucleotides. Its product is annotated as arrestin domain-containing protein 3-like. The record is from RefSeq and is a predicted model, not a curated record. The transcript is spliced from 4 exons. Bases 28 to 1026 code for a protein of 332 amino acids. Lineage: Eukaryota; Metazoa; Arthropoda; Arachnida; Sarcoptiformes; Oppiidae. Gene Ontology annotation, biological process: protein transport. Gene Ontology annotation, cellular component: cytoplasm.
CCUAUACUAAAUGAUAAAUCAAUAGCAAUGGUUAUUAAGCUGAAAACAUUUACACUGGUAUUGGAUCGGCCGGGAGCUGUCUAUCGGCCACUGGACGUCCUAAGUGGCCAAUGUAUCCUACAAUUGGACGGCGAGAUGCACCUGAGCCAGCUGACCAUUACCAUGAAAGGCAGGGCCGAAUGCGAAUGGACCGAACAGGUCAAACAGCCUAAACACUCGGGUAGACGAUCAUCGGAAACGGUAUCGGCAUCGGGAUCGGCAACAUCAACAUCAUCGGUCAACACUACCGAAACUAUUAGACACUAUCAGCGAUACAAUUGUGUUGAACUACCCUAUUAUCCUGGGAACAUCUAUCCAUCUGUCCUUCACAACGGCCAACAUAUCAUUGCAUUCAACUUUCAAUUACCCGAUCGGAUACCGGCCACCUAUGAUGGCCAGUACGGUCGCAUACGGUACUGGCUUAAGGCUCAUAUCAAACAGGACGGUCCGGACGAGACAACAAUACAACCGUUUACUGUACAGACACCGGCCUAUGUUUCCAUACAGGAGCUAACGCAACCGGUUCUCGUAUCGAAAGACAAAACUGUUGGCCUCAUAGGCGGCAAACCAUUGAUACUGCGCUGUCAACUGCACAGCCGGGGCCAUAACGUCGGGCAUAGUAUACCGGUUCACUGUUUUAUUGAUAAUCAAUCAAAAAAAUCAAUGAUCCUGAAGGCUGCCCUCAAACAAGAGGUCCAGUUUACAGCCAAUGGUGUCAACAAACAAACCCGACAAAAACUGACCCGUGGUCUGGAUCAGACAGUCGGUGCCUCCACACAGACCAAUACGAUUGUCGAACUACAGGUACCGCCCAAUGCACCGGUAGUUCAUUCGGUUUGUCCGAUAAUAUCCAUCAAAUAUCAGCUGUCCGUUAAACUAGAUAUUCCCGGUUCGUUUGAUCUUAAAUGUGAUUUACCUAUUAUACUGACCAACGAACCGAUAGCUAUCGGUGCCGGUGUCGGUGCCGGUGUCGGUAUCACCUCAUAAUACUGUACUACCGGUACUACUAUCCUAAUAUUAUUGUACUGCCAAACCAAACAAUUUAAAUACCUAUAUAAUGUAUAUGAUAAAUACAAUAUUACAAUUACUGUACCUACCGGUGCUCAAUUCCUUA